CGCGCUACUCCUGAGUUUGAACGAGUCCAAGAGGGAUGUUUGUCAGAGAAGGGCCCUAGUAGCACGUCGUCGACGAAAGAAAAGGCUGACGACGACGACGGAGGACCGACUGAUCAACAGAUUGAGAGGAAAAGGCGAGCGACGUGGAACGCACAGAUGAAGGGCCUCUUUCGGCGGCCCAUGUCUGGCGGCGAUGGCUCGAGAUCCGCAGGCGGCGGCAGCAGCGAAGGAGGGUUGCAGAGGCAGAGCACCACCUCGGCGGCCGGUGGUGGGCCACUGGGCGCCCAAUUCACCAUUCCUCCCUUUCCCAAUCCCUUGCCCGAGCGAUCUCUGUCGCUCCACUGCACCCGUGGCGGCCUCGUGAUCCUGCCCAGCAGGCCAACGCCAUCGUCGAGCGAGGCGCAACAAGACGGAAAGCGCUCGACGAGGAGCACCCAUUCGCCGAGACCGUCUCUCAGCGGCAUCGCCGAGGACGUCGCCUCGGCCAAAAAGGGUGCUCAGGCGGCCGAGAGCGGCCACGGAGCCAGACUCCCGUGGUCCAAGCAGGCGAAGCCCGAGCGAGUGAAUGCAGCCGAGGUGAAGAGCCUGCUCGGCGACGACGCGGCCCUCGAGAUCCAAUGCUACGGCAUCGUGGGCAUUCAGAGACUCUUUAAAGACGCCUAUCUUCUCGUCAUCACCUCGAGGACAUUUGCUGGUGAUUUUGUGCACGUCGACAUGCCGGUUUACAAGAGCACGGCCGUACUGCCCAUUCCUCUUUCGUACGCAAGGGCAAAGGAUGUUUUCAAAGCCGAGUCAGAGAGGCAAGUCAUUGCGCGACUUGAAGCAGAAAAGAAGAUCGCUGCCGCAGCUGCCUCCUCCGCCGCUGGCGAGUCUUCAUCUUCGGAUGAGGAUGACGAGGAGGAGAGCGAGGCAGACGAUGUCGUCACGCCCAGCAUCGUCCCGAGAGAGUCCUUCCUCCAGAGCAUCAAGGACAAGUCGGCCACGGUCAAGCCAUCAAAAAGCGGACCUUGGGCAAACGAGGUUGUGAAGAGGUCCCGGUCUGCUUCCGACGAUGCCACUGCACCUCAGAGUCUGAAGCUCGACGUCGAUGCGCCCGGCGGCUUGCCCGAUGCCCAGCCCGCCGUUGUACAGGCUGUGCUGCCCGUGGAAGAAGAAGUGGCAAAGACUGGCACCAUUGACAACCGCGUCCUCACCGCUGAUCAGCGCUGGCACGAGGCGACAAAGGCCGAGCUGGAGGAAAAGGUCGUCAAGGAGACGGCGAGGCAGUACUCGAGGGGCGAGAUGUGGUUCUCCUACGACUUUGACCUCACGACGCCUCUGCAGCGCAAGGAAGAGCUCCGGCUCAACAAGGUCAAUGCGCAGCCGGACAAGACAAACAGGGCUCGGAGUGGCUCGACGACGGCGACGAAGAGCAAUCCGGUCCCCUUUCUCGAGCCUCACCCGACCCUUCCACUCUGGCGCCGGGCCGAUCGUCGCUUUUGGCACAACGAGCACCUGAUUCGCGACUUUGUCGAUGCUGGCUUGCAUGGGCUGGCGCUCCCUCUGAUGCAAGGCUUCUUCCAGGUCACGCCGCUUCCGAUCGAAAUCAACUCGCUCAGCCCUCCCGUGAGCGCCGAUGUCGCAGGCGAUGCCAUGGACGCCGUCUCGGAGGCAGCGUCUUCGGAACGCAUUGAGGCGCAGCUCCUCAUUAUCUCGAGGAGGUCCAAGGAGCGAGCCGGACUGCGAUACCAACGCCGAGGCACAAACGACGAGGGCCAGGUUGCCAACUACGUCGAGACGGAGCAGAUCCUCUACGUCAAGCGUGGCAACGGUCAGACACACCUCAUGACCUUUGUCCAGUUCCGAGGCAGUAUUCCACUCUACUGGAGCCAGAAUCCCUUCAACCUCAAGCCUCCUCCCGUGCUGGAGCGCAGCGCAGCAGAGAACAAAAAGGCCUGUUCAAGGCACUUUGACGUACAGGUUCAGCGGUAUGGCAAGGUUAUCUGUAUCAACCUGGCCGAGCAAAAGGGCAAGGAAGGCCAGAUCACGCAGGCAUACAAGGACGCCGUCGAGCAGCUCGAACGGCCCAACGAGGUCCAGUACCGCUCCUUUGACUUCCACAAGGAGUGUGCGGGCAUGAAGUUUGAGAAUGUCCGCAAGCUCUUGGACGAGGUCAAAGACGACGUCAUGGAGGAGAUGGACUGCUUCUGGUCCAGCGUCACCACGACCGAGUACCAGGGUCAGCAGGUCAACCAGAGGAGCACAUUUGCGAGGCAGAGGGGCGCAUUCAGAGUGUCGUGUCUCGACUGCCUCGAUCGAACCAAUGUCGUCCAGUCGGCCUUCGCCAGGCACAUGCUCCUGGUCCAGCUGCAGAGGCUUGGCUUCGAUAUUCCAUCGGCCAAGGGCGAGAAGGACGAAGCGUUCGACUUUGCGUUCAAUGACUCGUGGGCGAACAACGGCGACAUGGUCUCGCAGAUCUACGCAGGCACCAGAGCCCUCAAGGGCGACUUCACGAGGACCGGCAAGCGUAAUCUGAUUGGCAUGAUGAACGAUGCCACGGCAAGCGUCUACCGAAUGGUUCAGGGUGCGGUCAGCGACUUCUUCAAGCAGACCGUAGCCGACUUCCAGUACGGUCAGCUGUCUCUGUCUGCGCUGGAGCGGUACAACGACGACUUGGCAGCACAGGACCCCUCUGAAGGACAUCGGUUGCGUCGCGUCCGUGCAAGUGCUAUUGAAACGUGUGCUGCCAUGGUGCUGGAAGCGGACAAGCCCGAAGAGACGCUCCUCGCAGGGUGGACGCUCUUCUCGACCAUUGAGCCCAACAGUAUCGCUAGCAGCAAGCUAGAAGAAAAGGUGGUGCUCCUCACAACAAAGGCAAUCUACUGCUGCGGCUACGACUUUACCGCCGAGAAGCUCGUCGAGUUCUCGCGCAUCCUCCUCGGCGAUGUUGUCGGUAUCCAAAAGGGACUCUACCUCCUCGCGCCCAACGAGGGCUACCAUCCCGAGGACCACUGGGGCUUCGUCGUCUCCUUCCUGAACGAGGAGACGCGCGUGAACACGGCCUCGAUCAAGAACGUGCCGAAGGUUGCGGACGCCAAGGGCGCGACGAGCUUCUUGGCCUUCCGAGCGGUCUCGGACGAAUUCGCUGGCACGCUCACUAAGGUCCGCCGAGAUGCUGCCGUUGGCAAGCAAAAGUCCUCGUCAUCCUCGUCAUCGAGGGCUUCGAGCCGGUCCAGGGGCCUAUUUGGCUUUGGCCCGCGGUCUUCGUCGUCACGCUCUUCUUCCCUGACGGCCGCCGCCGCUGCCUCUGCUCCGACGGCCAUGGAGCGGCGCGAGGCCCUUGAGGCGGCGUCGAUAUCGGACGACGACGACGAUGGACCGACGCCAAGGAGCGGCCACGAAAUCGUGGACCGCAUCGUCGACUUGAUCCUCGACGAGUGCAUCCUGUCUGGCAGCGCAGACGAGGACGGACAGGACGGCUUCGUGACGGAAAAGACGAUCCAGAGCCUGGCCCAGGCAAAGCAGAAUGCAAGCCUGUUUGCGCCGCUCAUCGAAGGCAUCAAGAGGCGCGUCUGGCUGUAACGAUGUCCUUUGCCUUGUCCUUCGCCUUGUCCUUCGCCUUCUCCUUUGCCUUCUCCUUUGCCUUCUCCUUCUCUUUUCUAGAUUCAAGUUUUUCAGCCUCCAUGUUCAUGGAGAUAGGAUACCCCGACCAGAUUCACGGCCAAUUGCAGCGAUCCAUAUCACCGAUAAUACAGUAGCUAUGUCCUCUAUAACAUUCCUGCUAUUGCUUCGCACACACAGACACACACACUCUCUCAAUGGACACUUGAUCUCCUC
This is a messenger RNA of Acaromyces ingoldii, 3816 nucleotides long. RefSeq lists its product as hypothetical. Gene Ontology annotation, biological process: phosphatidylinositol dephosphorylation. Gene Ontology annotation, cellular component: endoplasmic reticulum. The transcript is spliced from 3 exons. Lineage: Eukaryota; Fungi; Basidiomycota; Exobasidiomycetes; Exobasidiales; Cryptobasidiaceae. Bases 157 to 3561 code for a protein of 1134 amino acids. The record is from RefSeq and is a predicted model, not a curated record. Gene Ontology annotation, molecular function: phosphatidylinositol-4-phosphate phosphatase activity.